Messenger RNA from Cyprinus carpio (common carp), 1590 nucleotides. RefSeq names its product serine incorporator 1. Gene Ontology annotation, cellular component: membrane. Lineage: Eukaryota; Metazoa; Chordata; Actinopteri; Cypriniformes; Cyprinidae. The record is from RefSeq and is a predicted model, not a curated record.
CUUCAGAGUUUCCUUUCCUAAGAAAGUCGAGAGAGGUGGAAAGAUUGACUUCCGUGUUUCUGCUUUAGUUUCGGUGUCUUCUCCGUCAUCAUGGGUGCGUGUAUGGCCUUGUGCUCGCUGGCGAGCUGCGCGUCCUGUCUCUGUGGCUCUGCGCCCUGUCUUUUAUCAGGAUGUUGCCCUUCGACAUACAACUCCACCGUGACCCGCCUGGCCUUCUCCUUCCUCCUGCUGCUGGGCACCAUAGUGUCCAUCAUCAUGAUCCUGCCCGGCAUGGAGACACAGCUGAAGAAGAUCCCUGGUUUUUGUGAAGGAGGCUCUUCUAUACCUGGAUUUGAAGGGAAGGUGAACUGUGAGAUCAUUGUUGGCUAUAAGUCGGUCUACAGGAUGUGCUUUGCCAUGGCCUGUUUCUUCUUCCUGUUCUCCAUCAUCAUGAUCCGUGUGAGAAGCAGCAAGGAUCCACGAGCCGCCAUUCAAAACGGUUUCUGGUUCUUCAAGUUCUUGAUUCUGGUCGCUCUUACAGUGGGAGCUUUCUUCAUUCCAGAUGGGGCUUUCAACACAGUGUGGUAUUACUUCGGCGUGGUGGGGUCCUUCAUCUUCAUUCUGAUCCAGCUCAUUCUGCUGGUGGAUUUUGCUCACACCUGGAACCAGAAGUGGGUGGAGAAGGCAGAGAGCGGGAACAAUAAAUGCUGGUAUGCAGCCCUGCUCUCAUUCACACUGGUGCACUAUAUCUGUGCCUUUGCCGCUGUGGUUUUGUUCUAUAUAUUCUACACACAGCCGGAUGACUGCGCCGAGCACAAAGCCUUCAUCAGCCUCAACUUCAUCUUCUGCAUCAUUGUGUCUGUGGUGGCCAUUCUUCCAAAAGUGCAGGAAGCUCAGCCGAACUCUGGUCUGCUCCAGGCGUCUCUCAUCUCUCUCUACACCAUGUAUCUCACAUGGGCUGCCAUGAGCAACAACCCCAAUCGUAAGUGUAACCCGAGUCUGUUGAGUCUGGUCAGCGGCGGGCCGACAGCAGUCACUCCCACCAGCGCCCCCGGCAUCCAGACACAGUGGUGGGAUGCCCAGAGCAUUGUGGGGCUGGUCAUCUUCCUCCUGUGCACACUGUAUGCCAGCAUUCGCUCCUCAAACAACAGUCAGGUGAAUAAGCUGAUGCAGACAGAAGAAGUUCAGGGGCUGGCGCCUGCCAGCGAGGGCGUCUCUGAGGACGGCGUCAGGCGCGCUGUGGAUAACGAAGAGGACGGCGUCACAUACAGCUACUCCUUCUUCCAUUUCUCCCUCUUCCUGGCCUCCCUCUACAUCAUGAUGAACCUGACCAACUGGUACCAACCCGAAACAGACUACGCAGCCAUGAAAACCAGCAUGCCAUCUGUGUGGGUGAAGAUCAGCUCGAGUUGGCUGGGACUGGCGCUGUACCUCUGGACCCUGGUGGCUCCGCUAAUCCUGAGAGACCGAGACUUCAGCUAAACACUCAGAAGAUUCAAAAAGUGGCCUUGUACUGAAGCAAUACACCUCAUACCAAACCACAUGCAGAGGUCACUUAUUCAGUACAUUACAGAAGUUAUUGCUAAUCUUUAAAGGGAUAGUUCACCCAGA